UUGCUGCUGCUGCUGCUGCUGCUGUUGAUAUCUCUAAUAUGUGUGUACAUUUGUUGUUGUUGUUCCCUCGGACCGAAUCCUGACGGUGGCGGCAGCCCGACAAUUGAUGAAGGUUCAGUAUUUGCGUUGCAUUCCUUACGCGAGCAUCCCGCGCCACCGAGCGAUCCCGGGGCGUACUGUGCGCGUUUCGCUCUGUCCAAAUCUGCUUGUGUCAUUGCGGGGUUUUAGUGAAAGAGUGAAGUGUGUGCUGAAAAACAGGCGGUACAGCCAAAACACACGGUGUGGUGGUAUUGUACGGUGGGUGCUGCCACUGCCACUGAUUGGCAAUCGGCAUUUUUUUCCGGUAAGCGUUGUGUUUGGGUGUGUGUGUGUGUGUGUGAGGGUGUUUGUUUUGCGCGAAACAGGGCCAACAAUUGAAAGGAGCAAAAUUGAUCGAUGCAUCGUGCACCCUAUAUCCCUGUGCUGCACCGCAGCACCGUGAGUGACGGCGUGAAGCGUUCGGAUGCUUUAGUGUCUGGUGUCUGGCAUCAUCUGAUUCUGGUGUGAUACUAACCGAUCGAUGGGUGGCGAUGGAUCAGGGCCACAGUGCCAAGCUUUCUGAUGUGGUGUACGUAACACUGGUUUGUGCUUCAUGUUGCGUGUGUGCAUGUGUAACACAGUGUGGUUAAAAAGCAGGAUAAUAAAAGAAUGCGAGUGUUAUUGUUGAGCGACAAGGCUGUUCGAAACUAAUCACCACUGAACAAGAAUCCAGCUGCACCACGGUUAAAAAUCGUAGCAUGCAAUAAGGCCAAGCGUUAAAAAGUGGAGAAAACCCUCUUGCACCCCUCCACCUAAGGUGUUGAUCAUAGUAUUGAGCAUUCGCCCUGAGGGGCCCUUUCCGCUGCGUGCGCGCCUUCGUGAAUAGGGACACGUGAAAAAAAAAACAAAAGCUCCGAACGAGUGGGCGAGAGAGCAACAGCAAAAAAACCGAGCUGGCACAAAAACCUGUAGCUGAUAAUUGCAUUUUAAUUAUCCAGUCCUUUCCUCCGGACCGGAUCAUCCGAAAACAAAGUGGUCAGCGGCUGAUGGACGGCUCGUAGUGUGCGUGUUGCUUACGGUGGGUAAAUAAUCAAACGCGCGUGAUAGAGAGAGAGAGAGAGAAAGUGCGAGCUUUUAAUUGAUAACGCGAAGCUCCCCUUCGUACACACGCAGUGGUGGUGGUGGUGGUAGUGUGCACAGCUGGCGAUGAUGCUGAUGAUGCCGGCGGAUGGUAAUUUGCGCGGUAGUAGUAGCAACAGCAGCAGCAGCAGCAGCACAGCCGUGCCAGUAGUGGUGUGUCCGUUGCCCGCGUGCCGAAGGUAAGAAGCCCGUUCCAGUGCGUGCGUCGUCCGGUCGAUUCAUUAGGAAGUCAUAAAAUGAAGCGCCUGUGUGCAGGUUGACGAAAACGGAAGAAAAAAGGCUCUCCGGAAGAUUGAGUGAAAAUACAGUGACGCGAUCUAACGCAGUGUGUGUGUGUUUGCGUGUGUGGUGUAGCUGCGUAUGUGUGCCGUGGCCCUUUUUCAAUGUCGAUGCGCGUCGAUAACUAGACGAGUGUGUGAAGUAAAAACGUGUGGAUGGUGGUGUUGGUGAGAGGUUUGAUUAUUUCCGCACAGCAAGUUGUGAAAUUGAGAGCUGCCAGUGUGACGCCGGUCUCUUGAGUAAGUGUUGAUAAUCGUUUAGCCAAGUAGUACGGCUCCUUUGAAAGUGCAAGGCUAUUGACGGUUGCGGACUCGUUGAUCAAUAGAGCAUCUUUUUGUGCUGACAGCAUUCUGUAGUAGGCCGUGUAGUACUUGGAGUAGUCUUCGUGCUUGCCUUCCAUUAGACCCGAUAGAGGGAAGCGAUCCAAAGCACCCCUGUAUCAAGACGAUUACGGUACGACGAGGGGAUGGGCGCACUAAACACCGCCCGGUGGUGGCAUCAAGCACAUCCGGCUACAGCUAUUAGUGGAAUGAUGGUGGCUGCACGAUCCAGAUCGGCCGCCAGUGGUGGCAAAAACAGCGUCCACACCAACGGCGACGGUGGCACUAACGAGAUGGCGAAGCGCAAUGGCCGCCGAGCCAUCGUUACCGCAAAGUGCGCCGGCGACAAUGGCAGCAGCAGCAGCAGCAGCAGCGGCGGCAGUGGCAUCAUCACGGCGGUCGCCGGCCAUCGAAGUCAACGAGGCGUAGUUAAUUGCUUUCUACGAUUUAUUUUCCUUCGCAACAUGUUCAUCCUCCUGGUCGUCAUCAGCGGGCUGCUAGUGUCAACGGCAGAUGCGGUCAUCUCCAGUCGUGGUAACAGCAGCAGCAGCAGUAAGGGCAGCUCCCCACCAAACAAUGGAUUGGUGCCGCGGUUUAUAUCACGGGGUCACACCUACCGAGCCGUCGUCGGUGACACGCUGGUACUUCCGUGCGAGGUAGAAAAUUUAGGAACGCUCGUACUGCUGUGGCGACGAGGCUCGAAUGUGCUUACCGCUUCGCAGCUGAUGGUUACCCGUGACGAGCGGAUACGGCUUGUCAACGGGUAUAAUCUGGAGAUCUCCGAGCUGGAACCGCAAGACGCCGGUGACUACGUCUGUCAGAUCAGCGACAAGGUCAACAAGGACCAGGUGCACACGGUGGAAAUUCUCGUGCCACCGAGUGUGCGGGCCAUUCCACCGACCGGUCAGGUGACGGCACGCAAAGGAGGCGCCGUAACGCUCGAAUGUAAAGCGUCCGGUAAUCCGGUCCCAUCCAUCUACUGGACCAAGCGGACUGGAACGGGCAAAUCGGCUGCCAAGAUCGGCGAAGGGCCCGUACUGUCGCUCGAGCGCGUCGAACGUCAGCAGGCCGGUGUGUAUCAGUGCACCGCGGACAACAAUGUCGGCGAACCGGUCACCGUGGACAUGCGGCUGGAUGUGCUCUAUCCGCCCGACAUCAGUGUGGAAAAGUCGUGGAUCCAUUCGGGCGAGGGAUUCGAGGCACAGCUCGAAUGUAUCGUGCAUGCGGAUCCGCAACCGACGGUCUCGUGGAAUCAGAACUCAUUUCCGCUGCAGCCAACCGACCGGCGUACGAUGUCGUCCAGGGGCAACCGGCACACGCUCACCAUACGCCACGUGCAGCAGGAAGACUUUGGCAACUACAGCUGCGUUGCGGACAACUCGCUGGGCCGUUCGAAGAAGUACAUGGAGGUUUCGGGGCGGCCAGGACCGGCCGAUUUCCUGUCGCCGCCGUGGAGCCGCUCAACAGACAGCUUUAACCUGACCUGGAAAGUCGAGAGCUACCCACCGCUGCAGGAGGUCCGGCUGCUCUACCGGAAGCUGAUGAUGAACGAAACGUUCCAGCAGCCUGGCCGAUGGCACGACGUCAUCCUAACGCCCGCCCCCCGGCCCCCAUCGGAACCGUUGACGCACGUGAUGGCGUUCACACUGCGCGGGCUGCAGCACAGCUCGGUGUACGAGGCGAUCGUGCAGGCGAAAAAUCGCUACGGCUGGAACGAGGUGAGCGACAUCUUCCAGUUCUACACGCAGCGAAUAACGUCCGACAUACACUCGGAGGAGAUGCAGGUCGCUAGCUCGACGUCGCGCUCGGGGGCCACCACGCUACACCGGACCGCACCACCGGUCGGAACGGCCUGGACGCUGUUGGCGCUACUGGCUACGCUCAUCCCUUGGCUACUGCUGCACGGUGGCACGCUUGCCGAUCGCUCCAAGGUCAGCAACUAAGCAGCGUCAGCAUUGCGAUCAGCACCCGGAUGUGACCGAAGUAACCGACCCGUUCGCGAGCCGAUGUUUGCGGACAUGUUAGACUGUAAGUUUUCUUUGCCGAAUGGGGGACACCAUAAACCAAAAACCGGGGGAAGGAGGAUUGCUGCAUCCGAAAGAGCCUCCCCUGCUGCAGCCGUGUUCGAUCGUCAUCAGAAUGUGCCAGCGCAGAAAAUGCUUCUUCAAUAUCCAGCCGUCUGCUUAAUUUGUAACGAGCAAUUCCAAAUCAUCCAACAUUCCAACGAGGGCUGGAGCGAAAGGACAGGUUCAGACACUCCCAAGACGCACACCGAGCCGAUACAAUCGAUAAGACGUCCACCUUGGCAGGCACGGUCGCGUGACGGGCAGCCAAAACUGAACCGUACUUUGAUAAUUAGCUAGAGGGCAAAACAGGCUGGCAAGGCAAACUAAAGCUUGUGUCUGUGUAUCAAAGCAGAGGGGGGGGGGGGGGGGGAGGGGGAAGAUGUAGCAAACGGACACCCAUACAUAUGCCAAAGAUUCGAUACAAAGCACUCACACACACACACACACACACACACACACACACACGCAGAGCAAUUUUCUGUGCGCUUUUGAACUUUUCCCCCGUUUCCUUCUCUGUGUGCGAACUCCUGCCUGAAAAGAACGGUCCUUUCAUUAUGUAUAGAUGUAUAUGUGUGUGGGUGUGUGUGUCCAACUUCGUACUAGUUUAGGAGAUCGAGGGAAUGGGCUCACCUUAGAAACUUUAGUGAUGCUUGCACAUUCGGUCACCGCCGGCCCGCCGUAACUCUCGUGUAUAUACUCGCAUACUCCUUCCCAUGAUGCCCUGUGUCGAUAGGGAACCGCCACCAUCAUCUGCCACGCAUCUCAUUGAGCGUCACACACACACACAACCGUGGAGGGCGCGACAGAACCUCCUCCACAUAAGGGGACCGCCGAGCAGCAGAUGGAUGCUGGGAAUGUUAGGGAAAAUCGAAAACUUUUGCUUGUACCUUGUACUACCACCAUCACCGGUGGUCCACCUCGCCCGUGGAAUCAGAGCGAACAGGCUCGUGAUAGGUGACAGACAACGGCCCGACGCUGUGACACUCGACACAGCGAACAAAGUUGUACGAGCAGCCUCGCCUGGCAUCAUUACUAAUGCAACAACGACAGGCAAAGAAUCGGCAACGAUCGUGGCGUGGCGUGCUGGCAGUAGAAGUUUGCCGAAUGUCUGGAUGCCGGGUUGUGUCCCCGGUGUCCCGGGUGUGUGUGUGUGCGGCUAAUGUUUAGAUAAAGUCUUAAGCAAAUUAAAAUCAAUUCGGCUGCGCGUUUCGUGUGUAGUGUUUCGUGUGGCGCGCGUGUGCGCCAUAUGCGUUUCACGUUGUCAAAAGAACGAGCGAGAGAGACCUACCAACAACUCGUGUGCCCAAUCGACCCUCCCCGUACGGUGAGAAUGCCAGCACAUGAUACCACUUUUUGAACCCUUCGUACACGCGCACACAUACACACACACCCACACUCCGCCGGGAGGGAGCCUGUCUUUUGUAAAUACAUUUUAAACCAUUGUUUUGAUUAUCAAAAAGUCAACCUUUUGCCGUUCGGCGCCACCUUUCCCCCUGAGGAGGGGCCUCGUUUAACCAAAACGCCCACGGAACGUUUCAAUAAUGAGAUAUGACGAAGUUAUUACCCAUCGCACACACACGCGGGCAGUAGGUGGAAUAUGGCGGAAUGGUUGCAAAGGAUUGCGGGGAAACGCUCAUGGCGUCACCGUGGACCGGGGAAAACUUUCCGAAAAUCGUUCCAUCGUUGCAUCUAUCUCUUUCUCUCCCUCUCUCUCUCUCUCUCUCUCUCUCACUCGGUCUCCGUUUCUUGGGAGGCAGUGUAGAAUCAAUUAAAAUGUGAAAAUAUACAAACACUCGACGAGCGAACUGCUGUGCUGCCUUUCCAACCAUUUUUCCAAUAUCGACUCAGCCUACCGAGGCUCCUGGCACACACACACACACAAGCCAAACCAAGACCACUCAUACACCCACUUUGUUUUCUCUGUGCGCAAGUUUGGCCGCUACUGUACCCACAAGGCUUACAAGGACAGCGAUGCGGAGCGGGCCCGAUCGUAACUCGAGUUUGCCUAACGAUCACACCCUGCAGCUGGAGAGGUUGUUUUGCUACUGCUCGCCUGCUGUUUUGUUAGUAGACAAUUUGGCAAACUUUAUCAAACUUUGUCCAGCUUUCUGUCCCCAUCCCCCUCUCCUCCCUCUUCACGUCCAGUUGUUGCGCGUUCCAGGCUCUAACCAUCACAAAUCGAACGGGCCAAUCGAUUUGAAAAAGGGAAAUACUGUUCCACAACUUGCUAGCGCACGGCCCCGUGAGGUGGUGAGGGAUUUUAAAACGAAAUUAGUAUAUUUUAGUCCUCUACUAAAAUUUCAAACACAAAAAGAAGAUCCUUACCAUCCGGAGUCCCACCCUGAGGGGAUAUUUUUCGGUUUCGAUGAAGUGAGCACUUGCCUUCCAGCGAGGAUAGGAUUAGCGACGAUUCCGCUUGCGCCCUUUUUGACGGACGGACACACGGAGCGUUAUGAUUGUUGUCAAACGACCACUGCUGACGUGCGUUUUGUCUCUCCCGGGGCUGCACAUUCUUUUGUGUGGUUUUUAACACUUUACCCCCACCCGAAGCCCGGCCCCCUUCAUCGGCUUUCCCAAAGGAUCGGUUCGGCCCUUAAAAGGAAACUUCUCCAAGUUAUGUUGAGCGUUUUUCUUUCCACUUGGGUGUGUUUUUUUCCUCGCAUACUUUUAAUCCAUUUGAAAGCGCGUGUUGGUGUGUGUGUGUGCCAGAUCCAACCUUCCGUUUUACACUUCACGUUGCUUCUCGCACGAUAAUCGGAGCUUGAUCCAUGCGGCCAGAAUCCAACACGUCAAUGCGGUCGGCUUCUGUCGGCUGUGUGUUAAAAGUUUUUCGGCCCGGUCCAUAAAACUUCCGGGCCCAACAUUAUCUUACGUCCGCAUCCGGCAGUGCGGCGGGACACACGGAAGCGAGACACACUGGCAGGAAAGCUCUCGCCCAAUGCCAAGAAAUGUUCGGGCAACCCCUUUUCUUUUCAUAAAGAAUUUGGAGAACCAAAGCAACCAAACAAAACAAAAAAAAACCCUCCCGGAAACGUGUUGUCACACAGCGUUCGAGGUGACAUUCAUUCAGUGGGGCAAACUGGAGCCACAAUGGGAAUGGCAGCAUUAAAGCAAAAAAAAAAAACAAAGAAAGAGAUAAAGGGAAGAAAGUCGGUGGAAAGGGAACUGCAGCAGUGUCGCGCACUUUUGAUGCACUCAACCGUGAAUAAGCCCUGGGUUGCCGCCGUUGCCGUCGCCGGCCAUGAUGAAUGGGUUUUGCUGGUGAUGGGUUUCAGUUUUUGGGAUGCGCCAACUUUUCGUUCCCCGUAAACCCUUUCCCCCGUCCCCAGGGGUUUCGGUGGCAGCGCCACGAGUAGCAGCAUGUCGGACGGCAAAGCAAAGCAUCUUUUGGGCCAAAAUUUAAACCGACCUCUCAAUCAAAACGGCUCAAUGAAAUGCGACAGCAAAAGAGCGGUUGGUCUAGAUUGCAUGUUCAUCCACCUCCCCCACCCGUGGUAAAUGCUCCCUCCCCCCCCC
This is a messenger RNA of Anopheles coluzzii, 7339 nucleotides long. RefSeq names its product hemicentin-1. The transcript is spliced from 11 exons. Bases 1904 to 3700 code for a protein of 598 amino acids. Lineage: Eukaryota; Metazoa; Arthropoda; Insecta; Diptera; Culicidae. Gene Ontology annotation, molecular function: axon guidance receptor activity; protein binding. Gene Ontology annotation, cellular component: axon; plasma membrane; neuronal cell body. The record is from RefSeq and is a predicted model, not a curated record. Gene Ontology annotation, biological process: homophilic cell-cell adhesion; synapse organization.